Molecule: messenger RNA, 2016 nt
Organism: Globicephala melas (long-finned pilot whale)
Lineage: Eukaryota; Metazoa; Chordata; Mammalia; Artiodactyla; Delphinidae
Gene: PCED1A
Product: PC-esterase domain containing 1A
Source: RefSeq, a predicted model, not a curated record
GCCCGUUCGGGUCACGUGGCGAGGCCGCGGCCACGGCCGUCACCGCUGUGGGCGGCUGCACUUGGCCGCCGCCGUGCCCCUCCCACGCCUGGGUGGGCCCGGCCCUGGCUCCUACUCCCCACGGCGGCCACCCCUGCUGCCUUCCUGUCCCCUCGGGCGUUGGGGGGUCGGGCAGAGCAGGACAUGGGUGACCGGAAGUGGGAGUUGUGAGUGUCGCAGCCCGGGGCGGGGAGGGCCCAGGCGCUGUCGGGCCUCCGCGACUCACGCAUGGAGAGUGCUGGGCGUCGGGCUGCGGACCGACCGCUAACCGGGACGCACGGGCUCUGCUGGGCAGAGGCUGUGCUGAAGCGACCGGCCUCUUCGGGCGCGGGAACAUGAGGCCAGGCCCGGACCCCGCUGCGGGAGUGGCGCGCGGUGUGCGGGCCUGCCCGGGUCGCGGGUGAACGGCGCGGCGCCCCGGGACUCGCCCGUCGUUGUUGGCGGCGGCAUGGUCUUCUGUCUGGAGAACGAGGAAGCGCGCCGCCCGCUGGGAAGCACCAUGGUCCAAUUCCAGGCCUCUGAAGUCCAGCAGCUGCUACACAACAAGUUCGUGGUUAUCUUGGGGGACUCAAUCCAGCGGGCUGUGUACAAAGACCUGGUGCUUCUGCUCCAGAAAGACUCACUGCUCACAGCCGCCCAGCUGAAAGCCAAGGGGGAGCUGAGCUUUGAACAGGACCAGCUGAUGGCUGGGGGUCAGCUGGGUGAGCUGCACAACGGGACACAGUACCGAGAGGUCCGCCAGUUCUGCUCGGGUUCUGGCCACCACCUUGUACGCUUCUACUUCCUCACCCGCGUUUACUCCGAGUACCUCGAGGGAAUCCUGGAGGAGCUGACAUAUGGGCCUGCCCCGGACCUGGUGAUCAUCAACUCCUGCCUCUGGGAUCUCUCCAGGUAUGGCCGCUGCUCGAUGGAGAGCUACCGAGAGAACCUGGAGCGGGUGUUCAUGCGCAUGGACCAGGUGUUGCCAGACUCCUGCCUGCUGGUGUGGAACAUGGCAAUGCCCCUAGGAGAGCGUGUCACUGGGGGUUUCCUUCUGCCUGAGAUGCUGCACUUUAUCACUCAGCUCCAGCCCCUGGCAGGCUCUCUGCGGCGGGAUGUGGUUGAAGGGAACUUCUACAGCGCUACACUGGCUGGGGACCACUGCUUCGAUGUCUUGGAUCUCCACUUUCAUUUCCGGCAUGCAGUACAGCACCGUCACCGGGACGGUGUCCACUGGGACCAGCAUGCCCACCGCCACCUCUCACACUUGCUUCUGACCCACGUGGCUGAUGCCUGGGGUGUGGAGCUGCCAAAGCGUGACUAUCCCCAUGACCCAUGGAUUGAGGACUGGCCAGAGCCGGAUCAUCUCUUCCAGGGGAGCCAGGGGCAGACCCCAGCCUUCAGGGAGCAGCUGGCCUUGCCCCCACCCUCUCCUUUACCCCUUCCCAUGCAUUUUCCCUACCCUCUUCCUCAGCCCUCCCCACCUCCUCUGUUUCCACUCCUGCCCCAGGAUCCCCCUUUUUUCCCAGGCCAGCCCUUCCCACCCCAUGAAUUCUUCAACUUUAAUCCAACAGAAGACUGCUCGAUGCCACCCCACUUAGGAUGUAGCCCCGCAGUGAACUUUGUGCCUGGCCCCCUGCCUCCUCCAGUCUCCAGCCCUAUCCCCCAUGGUCAGCACCGGGGCCUGGCCGUCCACCGGGGGAUGCCACGCUGUAUUCACACCAGCCCCUACCACAUGCCAAGGACAGGGGCACCCUGCAGGCAGCGUCCCAGACACUCAGACAGGCUGAUCCAUACAUACAAACUGGACAAAUGGCCUCCUCCCCAUUCGGGGACGUGGCCUGGGUAGAGUGGAUCUUAUGCUGGAGCUGAAUGUGCCAGUGGCCCUGCAGUGCCUGCUUCCCACCCCAGGUGCUGGGCCAGGGUAUCUUGCUAUGCCUGGCAUUGUUGUUGUCCAUUGCUGUCACCAAUAAAGGCAUGGAAGAACAGAGUAGCAUC